Messenger RNA from Aspergillus pseudoviridinutans, 1743 nucleotides. RefSeq lists its product as uncharacterized. The record is from RefSeq and is a predicted model, not a curated record. The coding region runs from base 1 to 1743 and encodes 580 amino acids. The transcript has 4 exons. Lineage: Eukaryota; Fungi; Ascomycota; Eurotiomycetes; Eurotiales; Aspergillaceae.
AUGACAUCGCGAGAAGAUAGUGUCCUGGCCGCCAGAGACCCAUCUCUUACAGACGAGAACGACUGGGAGGAGUUCAGUCUGUCUGAAGUCAGGGUCCUGGUGCCAGGCAAGUCCCGAUAUGCCAAUCUUCUCACAGCAUCUCCCAGCAACCCUGUUCAGGUAACGGGCUGUUUGGAUGAGGUGGAGGAGGAGCAAGAGUCUCUAGUCCUCGAUCCUGAUUACAUUACAAAACGGAUUGUGAUCGAUAAUGUGACCCAUUAUGCCUACGGCCAACAUAGUGACGGUGAGGUUGGGGUCUGGAUUGCUGGCCGUGCUGGCUGGUUUUCCAUAUCGCCAGCGAGGGGUUACCGACCAAUGUUCAAUGAUGUGGUCGAGGCCAUUGAUCUGUUAUAUUUUUUGGCAGACCGACACCAACCGAAGGGACGAAGACGGAAGAAUUGGAAUCCAAGCGUUGAGUACCUGUGUGAGGAGUAUGUCAACCACACACAUGGUAUCUGCGAGGACGCUGAUGAUUCCGCCGAAGUCUUUUACAAACAUCACAACUUCCUACUCUCUCGGAUGCUGAAGGGUGAAGAGGAAGUAGAAUGGACCAAAACGCAGCUAUUCGAGCAUUUGUGCGAGAAGUUUCCUGAGGACUAUGAAGAAAUUAAAGCUUCACACGAGUCAAAACAAGAUGGGGAAGCUAUGGACGAGGACAAGGAUGAGGAUAUUGAUGAGAUUUCGGAAGAGUCAAAGCAUGCGCCGGAUCCAAGUGUGAUUUCAAAGACGCAGGCAGACGCAAUUUACCAGGUGAUCCUUGAGUUGAAAGAGGCAGGACACUUGGCGAAGCGUCAGCUCAAUCUUGAUUUACUUGCCUCUACCCUUUUGAGCCGGUUCGAGAUAGAUAGUCCCGAGUAUGCACAAGACCUUAUCUCAUCGAGGGCCAACAUCAUCCUGGAACUGAUGGACGAAGCUAAGACCCCGAACUUUGACUGGUCACGGAAGGUUAUCUAUCGUGAGCUGAAGGCCGCGUCAAAGAGGAAUGAACUUCAGCAGAUUACACUUACUCCGUUGCGUCCCCGGACUUCUGAAGGAGAGUCCUCUGAUGAAGAGAGUGAACACGAAGAAAAUCGCAGACCACGAAGACGGCUAGUUCGCAAAUCCGUGCUGCGCCCGAAGUCAAGCGCAUUCUCCACUAAGCAAAUUGGCAAGCGUACGCGAAGCACUGCGAUCGACCCAGAAGAUAUGUCAGAUGAGGAUCAGGAAGGGAUGGAUGAAUUCGAGACCCCCAGUAAAGUCCGCGGUCAUGAUCUGGUGCGGGACCCGCUAUCAACCAGAGCAAAGCGAAGAACUCGCUCAAUCCUGUCAGACACGGCCUCCACGCCUCAACACAAAACGCCUCUGCAGGAAACGCUCCAAAGCCGAAAUACUUCCGUUUCUACCGCAGAUCAGGUCCAGGACUCAGCUGGCUUAGACAUUCCUCAUGCCGACGAUGUGCCAUCUGAUACAUGGACUUGCCAGGUACGAGGAUGCGGAAAGGUGAUCAACAAGAGCAACACGAAGAGAGGCAAAGAAUUAAUUCAAGAUCAUUCUUUGGCGCAUGCAGACGACACGAAGGCCAAACUUGACCUUGUUUUUGCGGAACAAAGGUUGAAUAUUAAUAUACGCGUCGAUAAUCUUCUCGAACGGAUUCGCGAGAUGGGGAACCAUGACGCUGGGCUUUCCCUCAUAGAGAACGGAGCCAACGGUCAAACGGGGUCAUGA